Esox lucius (northern pike) is the source of this 2335-nucleotide messenger RNA. It is a transcript of the gene mmp20b, whose product is annotated as matrix metallopeptidase 20b (enamelysin). The transcript is spliced from 11 exons. Gene Ontology annotation, molecular function: metalloendopeptidase activity; zinc ion binding. NCBI's taxonomy places the organism in Eukaryota, Metazoa, Chordata, Actinopteri, Esociformes, Esocidae. The record is from RefSeq and is a predicted model, not a curated record. Gene Ontology annotation, cellular component: extracellular matrix. The coding region runs from base 991 to 2241 and encodes 416 amino acids. Gene Ontology annotation, biological process: extracellular matrix organization; proteolysis; amelogenesis.
UGGCUGGCAGCAUGUUUUUAGGCAAUUUACAUCCGUUGGCAUAGAGUGUUUUCCAUUAGGACCAAUGGAGGGAGUGGGUUCAAUUGUGCUGCUAGUUAUACCAUCUAUAUUACCCCAUGGACCCACAUGAUUUCUACACCCUGGGACUAUAUCUAUUCCAGAGGAGGAUGUCACUCCAGGACAGACCCAGAAUGACCUAAAACUAGCCACACUCCAUUCCACUAAAGGUACUCACUGUCCGUCAAUUCUGUCACACUCAGCUGGACUCAAGCACAAUAAUCAACCUGGACUAUCUGAAUCCCUUGGUUCACAUGUGUCUUGUGAAGUAUUGUAUCGUCAGGGUCAUUUUUGUCCUUGUGGUCCUGAUGUGCAGUUCUUGUUGUUUUGUUUUACUCUCAUCCAGUUCUUGUACUCUAUGCUUUAACCCAAGCCUGGUUUGUACAUUCAUCUGUGCAUUCAUCUGUGCAUUCAUCUGUGUCCUGUCUCUCUCCCUAGACAGUGACAGGUCUUCUAUUUCUGUGAAGCUCCAGUGAAGCUCCUGGAAUCACAUACAUUUGAAAGAAAUGGAAUUGGGAAUAUAAUUCAAACCCUUUGUUUCUAAUUUCCAACAGUUCAUCCUUGAUAUGUUUCUGUGUAGUGUUGCCAAGAACUUGUAAAAAAGUGAUUUAGUAAAUGCUCAGAAUGUAAAUGUAGUGUAACUGCAUUUAUUUAUUUUGCUUGAUGUAUUGUAUAUAUUGAGAGUGUGCUGUAUGUAUUGUAUGUAUUGAGAGUGUGCUGGAUGUAUUGAGAAUAGUCCCCAUAGUAUCUACGGACCGAUGGCCACAGCAUUGCGACAGCCACAGCAUUUUCUACGCAUUACCAAAUUGAGGCACAUCAGAAGCUUUCAUCUGUUUUCAGGAGUACCUCCUGCGCUAUUACACCCUGAAGAAAGAGCACCCGUUCGGUCGGAGCAAGAGGUACUCACUCUCCUUCACCUCAAAGGUGAAGGACAUGCAGAGAUUCUUUGGCCUGAACACCACGGGCGCUCUGGAUCCGGAGACCCUCGAGGUGAUGAGCAGCCCUCGCUGUGGGGUGUCCGAUGUGGAGGACUACAGCCACAGAAGCCAAGCCAACCGCUGGACGAGGAACCUCAUCACCUACAGCAUUAGCAAGUACACAAGUGAUUUGCCUCGCAACACGGUGGACCAUCUGAUCGAGUCAGCGUUCAACGUCUGGGCCAGCGCCUCCCCUCUGACCUUCGUCCGGUCGAACUCGUUGACGGCAGACAUCAUGGUGGCCUUUCAAAGCUAUGACCACGGUGACGCGUUCCCGUUUGAUGGGACUGGGGGGACACUGGCACAUGCCUUCGGCCCUGGAGAGGGCAUCGGAGGAGAUAUUCACUUCGAUGAUUCUGAAACUUGGACUGCGGGAUCUAAGGGCUUCAACCUACUUCUAGUGGCAGCCCAUGAGUUGGGUCAUUCUUUGGGCAUGAGGCACUCCCAAAACCGAGAAUCACUCAUGUAUCCAACUUACAAAUCCAGUCAUAGUACACAUAGCCUGCUUUCCAAAGAGGACAUAGCAGGCAUCACCUCACUUUAUGGUACCAAAAACAGUUUUUCAUAUUACUACCCCAGACUUGACUUAAAUGUCUUCUACAACCCCUGGUUCCUGGGCUUCCCUCUGAUGAUGCAGGACAAAUGUGACCCUGAUUUGUCCUUUGACGCUGUGUCAACCUUGGGGGACGCCACCUACUUUUUCAAAGACAAGUAUCUAUGGAUCAAAGACAACAAGAAAUAUUAUAUAAAAGAGGGCCCUAUCAACAACUUUUUGCCAAAGAUUGAAUCCAAAAUUGAUGCAGCCUUCUGGGUCCCUCGAGAAUCCACUGCUUACCUGAUUCAUGGAUCCAAGUACUGGACAGUGAAGAGGUCCAUUUUCAAAGGCAAACCUAAACCCAUCAGCAACUUUGGUAUACCACAAUGGGUGCAGGAAGUAGACGCAGCUGUACACAUUGCCAAAACAGGACGCACCCUGUUCUUCAUUCACAACUUUUAUUACAGCUUUAGUAAAAGACAAAGAGUAAUGGAUGCUAUAUACCCAAAACACAUCAGUGACGACUUCCCAGGGCUAAACAGAACAAUUGACGCAGCGGUCUACAAAGAUGACUUGAUAUACUUCUUCGUUGGACCAGAAGUGUACAAGUAUAAUUAUACCCAGAAGCAAGUUGUUGGAACUGAGAAGGCAAAUAUCUGGAUUGGAUGCUGAAUGAUUUCAUACUGAGUGACCAACAUGUCACUUAAUAUGAACAGAAUAGCGGAAAUUAAGUGUUAUUCCACAUUUAAAUAAAAGCUAUGCAAAU